UGUUGUUGUUGUUGUUGCCCCCAUUUUAACAAAUCUUUUAUAGACCCCACCCAGGUUCUUCUUUCCUUAGCCUUACCUCACCUUCUGUCACACAUACCACUUCUGACCUCAUAAUCCCUCAGCUGCAGCCUCAGGCCCUACCCCUAGGGAUGCUGCUUAUCCACAACUGCCCAUAGCUGUCUCCUGUUUGCACAGUCUGGACCUCCUCAGCCAAUUUAAUCCAUCUUCCUCUCCAGUCCCCCGACCUUAUGGGCCCACUUGGCCCCCCAAGGCCUCUAGAACACCCUCCUUCUGCCAUGACUUAUUAAGACUCUCUGAAGAAUGAGAAGAUCUUCAGAGCAUGUUCAUCUAUGUCGAACAUGGAGAUAAUCAGCAGUUUCUGGCCAAUACUAAUUGUUCUGUCCUCCUGUUGCUGCAAUAUGUCCGUCAUGAAGUGGGGGUGCCUAAAACAGACAUCAUCGAUUUGUGUGAUGCAAUGGGGACAAUGCAGAUGUUUUUCCUGAAGAAGACCCUUGGAGACUAUGCCAACAAAUUCCUUACAGCUCGAGACACCUACUACGUUUGCAGGGUGGAGUAUGGGUUAGCAGGAACUGUACUUCAGAAUGUCUACAGAGCUUUUGUGCCCCUCCUGAAGAACCCAGAUCCCAAGCUAAUUGAUACCUUGCAUACACAAUGUGACCUCCUGCGGAGGGGUCAAAUAAAAAUGCUUAGAAGACAAGAAGCCAAGAAACGUGCUCGAACUGAAUCCUCAAUGAAUUUCCAGUCCAAAUCAUCAGGACGCUCAGAUGGAGGAGGGACCACUCGCAGUGGUCCACCCGUUAAGACCAAAGCGAACUUAACUCGUAGUAGGGAUAAAGGUCGCCAGCAAAAUAAAGUGACCAACUGAG
This is a messenger RNA of Aethalodelphis obliquidens (Pacific white-sided dolphin), 887 nucleotides long. RefSeq names its product chromosome unknown CXorf65 homolog (gene CUNHXorf65). Lineage: Eukaryota; Metazoa; Chordata; Mammalia; Artiodactyla; Delphinidae. The transcript is spliced from 6 exons. The record is from RefSeq and is a predicted model, not a curated record. The coding region runs from base 341 to 886 and encodes 181 amino acids.